CAUUGGUAAAGGAACCUGAAACAUCUGGACCGCGAUUGAUGAAAUACUUUGCAAGUCUUUUCCAAACAGGCGACUUUAUUUUAAUAUCUCCAAUGCGAAAAGAUGGAACAUUCAGACCGAACCAAGGUGGUGCUGUUAGCCUGCGGUUCGUUCAACCCCAUCACCAACAUGCACCUGCGAAUGUUUGAACUGGCCCGGGACUACCUGGAAGACACUGGACAGUACAGAGUUGUCAGGGGGAUCAUAUCACCUGUUGGUGAUGGCUAUAAGAAAAAGGGCCUGAUCGAAGCCUCCCACCGCAUUGAAAUGGCACGGCUAGCCACUGAAAGCUCUGACUGGAUAAGAGUGGACCCCUGGGAGGGACAGCUGGCCGAGUGGGUGGAGACAGCGAAAGUUAUCAGGCAUCACUACGAGGAGCUGGUGGCAGCGGAGCACUGCAACGAUGAGGUGGACACCGUGAGGGUCGGCAAAAAGAGGAGGCACGAAGAAAGAGAGGGGGCUCCAUACUCCAACUGUCUGAGGGCAGAUGUCCCGCAGCUGAAGCUGCUGUGCGGAGCAGACGUCCUGGAGUCCUUCAGCGUCCCCAACCUGUGGAAGUCCGAGGACAUCGCCGAGAUCGUGGGCCGCUUCGGCCUGGUGUGCAUCACGCGGGCCGGCAGCGACGCCUGGAAGUUCGUCCACCAGUCGGACGUGCUCUGGGGCCACCGCAAGAACAUCCACGUGGUGAAGGAGUGGGUGACCAACGAGAUCUCAGCCACGCACGUGCGCCGGGCGCUGCGGCGGGGCCAGAGCGUUCGCUACCUCCUGCCCGACCCCGUGGUGCGCUACGUCCAGGAGCAUGGCCUCUACAGCUCCGAAAGCGAGGAGAAGAACGCCGACGUCAUCCUGGCUCCACUGCAGAAGUACGUCAAAGGCAGCAGCUGAGGUCUCCUCCUAUACAGGCCCUCGACAACUGAAUCCUAGAAGCUGGAGGGUCAAGCAGAAUCGCCUUAGCAAGUCUGUAGCCUGUUUUUUGGUUUGCAGCGAGGUCGAUUGACCUCUUGUGGGUUUGAGCGUGCUGUUUAGCGGUCACGUUUGUCAGAUAAGGUGAGUCUGUUGUGUAAUUUGAGGGUUUUACAAAACAAAAGCCUGAAUGCAUAGAUUGAAGUGGAGGACCAGUGUGUGAGCAGUUGAUUUUACUGUGAAGUAUGCUGUUAGCUAGUAGUAAGUGUUGGAUGUGAUGAACUGAGAUCGCACUUGUGAUAAAACGCCUUAACUAUGCACUACAUGUCUGGAUAAUGUUUUUGUCUUCUUGUCAAAACCAAUAAGGUCAUUUCUCAAGCACCUCAGUCAAUACCAGCUCAGCAUGUCAGGAAAUCUGUAUCUGUGCUGAAAAAAAAUGAACAACUAGAGUAGAUCAUUUGAACAUGUGUGUGAUAUAGUUAAUCAUAUUUUA
Megalops cyprinoides (Indo-Pacific tarpon) is the source of this 1435-nucleotide messenger RNA. RefSeq names its product nicotinamide nucleotide adenylyltransferase 1 (gene nmnat1). The transcript is spliced from 5 exons. Gene Ontology annotation, molecular function: nicotinate-nucleotide adenylyltransferase activity; nicotinamide-nucleotide adenylyltransferase activity. Bases 103 to 924 code for a protein of 273 amino acids. The record is from RefSeq and is a predicted model, not a curated record. Lineage: Eukaryota; Metazoa; Chordata; Actinopteri; Elopiformes; Megalopidae. Gene Ontology annotation, biological process: NAD+ biosynthetic process.